UGUGUAAACCGAAGCAAGUCCUGGUAGAUACGAGCUUAUAUGCCAGCCCUGAGUUGGCGUUUUUCCUCUCGUCCAUCUUUAGUACUAAUGCAGUCUGGGGAUUAUUCGUGAUUUCCAACAGACAUUGUGCGAUGGACGACAUUUCGAAUGUUACGUGCAUUCGUGCUCUAACCCCUUAUAACGCUUCGACCUUAAAUGCAAUCAGAGUAUGUGAAACAGCAGCGAAUACCCCAUAUUGCUACCCGCCAAAUGGAACCCGGCUAUGCAUUCCAUCCUACAGUUUUUAUUUUGUUUGGCCACCAGGCUACUACCACGACGACUCAGAAAUAGCCAUAGAGUAUGAUCUCAGCUGGAGCUGGUACUUCGGCGUAAAUAGCAGCCUCGGCAUCGACAGUCUAUCGUUCACAGAGGACAUGUUCACCGAUGAAGCGCAGCCCAUGCCCAAUACGACUACCGAGAAGCUGAUGCCGAUGUACCUAUUAGAACGCCGCCGCGAUCCCGAGGCCACAACUUACGACGUGAAGACGCACGAGGGGCCAACGCUUACGCUUGUCAAAACGGCACUGUUUGCUGGCACCACAUCUACAGAGUAGUUUCAAACCGGGAGCGAUUAUUGGGGUUGUACUAGGUAUAGCGUUCGUGAUGAUCGGACUGGUAUGCCUUGCUCGUAUGAACGGGAAGCCGAGGCCGAUGGCGGCGGCGCUGGCGAGGAGUACGGAGGAGGGCGAGGGAAGGCAGGUGGAGCAUCGUGCGACGGGCGGACCGGCGGCG
Trematosphaeria pertusa is the source of this 771-nucleotide messenger RNA. RefSeq lists its product as uncharacterized. The transcript has 4 exons. The coding region runs from base 132 to 593 and encodes 153 amino acids. NCBI's taxonomy places the organism in Eukaryota, Fungi, Ascomycota, Dothideomycetes, Pleosporales, Trematosphaeriaceae. The record is from RefSeq and is a predicted model, not a curated record.